UUUUGUUUUCCUAAAUCCUAAUUGGCCCACUCAUCGCUGUUCUCUACCUAAAGACAACCCAAGAACGUGCACCAUCGUCUUCAUCAGGCCAGAGAAAACUUCUCUCAUUAAUGGCGUCGUCUUCCCCUAAACAUGAGCUGAGGGAUCAGGAAAAGGAGCAACCACAGCCGCCACAGCAGGAGGCACUGAGAGAGUUUAUGCACAAGACCAAAACGAUUCAGUUUCUUGGACGCACCAUCCCAAUCGUUCUUCAAAAUGACAACGGUCCCUGCCCUCUCCUCGCUAUCUGUAAUGUGCUGCUGCUAAGAAACAUCUUAAAUUUGAGUCCAGAUAUUGCUGAAGUUUCGCAGGAGAAAUUGCUUUCACUGGUUGCUGAACGAUUAAUUGAUUCCAACAGUAAUGUGAAUAAUAAAGAUGCAGGCUAUGUCAAAAAUCAGCUACAGAACAUUUCCGACGCGAUUGAUUUGCUUCCAAGACUUGCUACUGGCAUUGAUGUAAAUAUAAAAUUUACCAGAAUAAAUGAUUUUGAGUUCACUCCAGAAUGUGCUAUAUUUGAUCUGCUGGACAUCCCGUUGUAUCAUGGCUGGAUUGUUGAUCCUCAGGAUUAUGAUACAGCUAAUGCAAUAGGGUCCAAGUCCUAUAAUGCUCUUAUGGGGGAGCUUGUUGCUCUUGAAACAAGAAACAUGGAAGGUCAGCAUAAGAAUAGUCCUGAAGAAGAUUGUGUUGAUUUUGUGGCUGCAACAACUGCAGCUCUUGGUGUUCCUUCUCCAAGUCUCUCAAAAACCAGGUCCUUUGAUGAUUCUCCACAUUCUGUUUCUGAUCGACAAAUGCUCAGAAAAGGGGAUCUUGAAGAAGAGGCAGAGCUGUUGAGAGCUUUGAAGUUAUCUGAGGCUGAUUCAAUAACAUCAGUGAGUAAUGCUGUUGAGGAUCAUGUAAAUGAAACCACUAUGUCUGUCAGUAAGGAUGACAAUUCAUUUGACAAGGUUAUUGCCAUAAACUCUGGAGAUGAGUUUAGAAAGAAAACUGAUUCUGAGAACAAUGACUCUCAUGAACCAGUACCCCUCAUCCGUGAUGAUUGCAUUUGCACUGGUUCUGGUAGUGAUAUCGCUGAGGAGAUAGCUUCUGCACCUACUAUGGGGGAAGUAGCCAAUUUAUCUGUAAAGACUGAUGGGGUAAAUAGCUGGGAUCAAUUGACUCAUAUGGGGCCCAAAGAAUCCAUUGAUAAGAAUAAGAACGGUCUUGAUAUUUUGGUUCAGAAUGAAAGUGAACCUCUCCAUUCUUCUGGAAAAAGUUGCCUGUCUUCAAUAGAGAGCCAUAUGGAUGUCUCAGAAGGGGGUGAAAAGGUUCACAAUCAGCCCACUGUGACAACUAAUGUUUAUAGAGCUGUAGAUGAAACCCAUGAACAUGAUCCUACAGGAUUAUCAUUAUCUGCAACUGAUAGAAAUUCAGAAUCGUCUAGUGGCAGAGUUCAGCAAAUUGAUUCCUCUGAAGAAGUAUUGUCUUCAAGCAUUGAUGGGAGUGAGCCCAUAUAUGAAGGAGAGGAAUGUGUAUUGGAUAAAGGAAAUGCAAACUUUCAGGAUAAUGAACCUGUCUACGAAGGUGAGGUAGUGCUUGCAGAACAAGCAGACAAAAGCAUUCCAACGCCCUCUGAUCCAAGCACUAAGGAUGAAAUUACACUCCAACAAGGGGAAUUGAUCAGGAGCUUCUUGAGGAACAAUGCCAGUCAGUUGACAUUUUAUGGCCUAUUUUGUUUACAAGAAGGUCUUAAAGAGCGCGAGUUAUGUGUUUUUUUCCGUAACAAUCAUUUCAGCACCAUGUUUAAGUAUGAGGAUGAACUUUAUCUUCUAGCUACAGAUCAAGGAUACAUCAACCAACCUGAUUUGGUGUGGGAAAAACUGAAUGAGGUCAAUGGUGAUACAUUGUUUAUGACUGGUAAUUUCAAGGAAUUUAAGGUAGAAAGUCAGGAAAAUAACAGCUGGGACGAGCAUAAUGCUAUGACCAGUACUGCUGAUUAUCUUGCCAGCAUAAAUAGUGCAGCACAGGCAGGCUUAGAUAUAAAUUCGGAUCUGCAACUAGCAAUUGCCUUGCAACAACAGGAGUUUGAGCAACCGCCACCUCGUCAAAAUUCACAGCAACCAUCCACUAUUGGCAGUUCCAGACUGGUCACAGGUCCUCCCCAGGCGGCAAGAAACAGCGAAAGGCAUCCAUCUUCCUCUUCCAAGGCCGAAGGGAAGUCAAAAGAGAAAUGUACAGUGAUGUGAAUAUCAUAAGCGAGAGGAGUAAUAGAAGAUUAGAAACUUGCAGUUCUUAAUGCUUGUCUUGAUGCUAUUGUAUCCCGUAACAGCAACGCCAUUCAUCAUGUAUGUGAUUUAAGUAAUGUUUCUUCUGUAAAUAGAAGAAGUAUAGUAUACCUCAGUGCUAGAUCUUUUGAACUUGUGACACCAAUCUCAACUUUUCCCC
Messenger RNA from Prosopis cineraria, 2460 nucleotides. RefSeq lists its product as uncharacterized. The record is from RefSeq and is a predicted model, not a curated record. Gene Ontology annotation, biological process: protein K48-linked deubiquitination. Bases 111 to 2261 code for a protein of 716 amino acids. Gene Ontology annotation, molecular function: cysteine-type carboxypeptidase activity; K48-linked deubiquitinase activity; cysteine-type deubiquitinase activity. NCBI's taxonomy places the organism in Eukaryota, Viridiplantae, Streptophyta, Magnoliopsida, Fabales, Fabaceae. The transcript is spliced from 12 exons. Gene Ontology annotation, cellular component: cell periphery; cytosol.